Aaosphaeria arxii CBS 175.79 is the source of this 948-nucleotide messenger RNA. Its product is annotated as cyanate hydratase. The coding region runs from base 270 to 758 and encodes 162 amino acids. The transcript is spliced from 3 exons. Gene Ontology annotation, molecular function: DNA binding; cyanate hydratase activity. The record is from RefSeq and is a predicted model, not a curated record. NCBI's taxonomy places the organism in Eukaryota, Fungi, Ascomycota, Dothideomycetes, Pleosporales.
CGACGGGAGGACUUGGUGAUGCAGGAUGGCUUACUGAUGUUUUGUCGGGCGGCAGAUGAUGGAUAGAUUGUGUUGAAGUAUUUGCAAUUCUAUUUUGAGUGAUGGGUUGUAUGGCUUCAACUUAUUAUAUAUAGGAGGCUGUAUUCGCUCCAUCUGCUUUAUCCUCAUCACUCAGAUAUCAAACAAUCAUCUCUACUACAGCAACAGCCUCUUCUUUAACACAUCUCUCAGCACUUUCUCCAGCUUCACAGCAUCUCCAUCCUAACAAAAUGGCCAACCUCAACCUCGCAACUCUCGACGCCUCAUUGGCACCCCGCCUCCCCCUCUCCUCCACCACCCUCUUCGACGCCAAAAAGGCGAAGAACCUCUCCUUCGAAGCCAUCGGCGCCGCCAUCGGCCGCAACGAAGUCGCCGUCGCCUCUCUCUUCUACGGCCAGGCCCGCGCCUCCGCCGAGGACAUCAAAGGCCUCUCCACCGUCCUCGACAUCCCACACGACGUGCUCGAAUCGCAGCUCGCAGGCUUCCCCGACCGCGGACGCACCCUCGACCUCCCUCCCCGCGACCCCCUCAUCUACCGUCUCUUCGAGGUCGUCCAGAACUACGGAUACGCCUACAAGGCAGUGCUCAACGAGAAGUUUGGCGACGGAAUCAUGAGUGCGAUCAACUUCUCCACCAAGGUGGAGAGGGAUGUCGAUGAUAAGGGCGAGUGGGCGGUUAUUACCCUCAGGGGAAAGUGGCUUCCUCAUGGACGUUUCUAGACUUUCUAGAUAGAGUAGUGAGUGGGUGACUGGGAAAGUGAAAGUGAAUAUGAGAUAGAUGAUUACGCCAGGCACCUGUGUUGCACAGUGCAAGACAUGAAUUCGCUGUCCAGAUGACUAAUUGGCUUUUGCUUCUUCCACCGCAUUGUAUAUAAUAUUCCAUUUUCAUAGACUGCACAUAAUUAUCGAC